Messenger RNA from Balaenoptera acutorostrata (minke whale), 362 nucleotides. RefSeq names its product NADH dehydrogenase [ubiquinone] 1 beta subcomplex subunit 2, mitochondrial-like. The record is from RefSeq and is a predicted model, not a curated record. Gene Ontology annotation, cellular component: mitochondrial inner membrane. NCBI's taxonomy places the organism in Eukaryota, Metazoa, Chordata, Mammalia, Artiodactyla, Balaenopteridae. The coding region runs from base 1 to 318 and encodes 105 amino acids. The transcript has a single exon.
AUGUCGGCUCGGACGCGGCAAGCACCUUUCCUGGGCGUUGGAGGCCAUUUCUUUAGGGGCUGCCUCGCGCAGGUGUCAGAAGGCGCUGGAGUCCAUCAUGCUGGUGGAGGUGUGCAUAUCGAGCCCUGGUACAGACAGUUUCCCCAGCUGACCAGAUCCCAGGUGAUCAAGGCGGAGUUCUUCAGUGCAACCAUGCGGUUCUGGAUUCUCUGGCGAUUUUGGCAUGACUCAGAUGCCGUGCUGGGUCACUUUCCAUAUCCAGAUCCUUCCCAAUGGACGGAUGAAGAAUUAGAUAUCCUUCCUGAUGAUGAAGACUGAAAGUGUAGACUCAACUCUUUCCAACACCCAGGUGAGAAUUUCAA